This is a messenger RNA of Sciurus carolinensis (gray squirrel), 1379 nucleotides long. It is a transcript of the gene Snrpb, whose product is annotated as small nuclear ribonucleoprotein polypeptides B and B1. Gene Ontology annotation, biological process: mRNA splicing, via spliceosome. Gene Ontology annotation, molecular function: RNA binding. Gene Ontology annotation, cellular component: U4/U6 x U5 tri-snRNP complex; U2-type prespliceosome; U5 snRNP. Bases 155 to 850 code for a protein of 231 amino acids. The record is from RefSeq and is a predicted model, not a curated record. NCBI's taxonomy places the organism in Eukaryota, Metazoa, Chordata, Mammalia, Rodentia, Sciuridae. The transcript has 7 exons.
ACCCUGCGCCGGGACCGGAACUAGCUUUCUACCCGACCGCAUUUUGCCGGCGGUCACAUUUCCGGUAGCGACGGCGGGAAUCCGGCUGUUGGCGGGCGUCUAGGCCUCGGUGGAGGCGAAUCCGGCGGGAAUCAAAGCCAUCAGAACCGCCACCAUGACUGUGGGCAAGAGCAGCAAGAUGCUGCAGCACAUUGACUACAGGAUGAGGUGCAUCCUGCAAGAUGGCCGGAUCUUCAUUGGUACCUUCAAGGCUUUCGACAAGCAUAUGAAUUUGAUCCUCUGUGAUUGUGAUGAGUUCAGGAAGAUCAAGCCGAAGAACUCCAAACAAGCAGAAAGGGAAGAGAAACGAGUCCUUGGUCUGGUGCUGCUUCGAGGGGAGAACCUGGUCUCAAUGACAGUAGAAGGACCUCCUCCCAAAGAUACUGGCAUUGCUCGAGUGCCACUUGCUGGAGCUGCUGGAGGCCCAGGAAUUGGCAGGGCUGCUGGCAGAGGAAUCCCAGCUGGUGUUCCUAUGCCCCAGGCUCCUGCAGGUCUUGCUGGACCAGUCCGCGGGGUUGGUGGGCCAUCCCAACAGGUGAUGACCCCACAAGGAAGAGGCACUGUUGCAGCUGCUGCAGCUGCUGCCACUGCCAGUAUUGCAGGGGCUCCAACCCAGUAUCCACCAGGCCGUGGCGGUCCUCCACCACCUAUGGGCCGAGGGGCACCCCCUCCAGGCAUGAUGGGCCCGCCUCCUGGUAUGAGGCCUCCCAUGGGUCCCCCAAUGGGGAUUCCCCCUGGACGAGGGACCCCGAUGGGCAUGCCACCUCCAGGAAUGCGGCCCCCUCCCCCAGGAAUGCGAGGCCUCCUUUGACCCUUGGCCACAGAGUUAUGGAAGUAGCUCCACAGAGGCGUGGGCCCGAUCCCCCAGGGCCACGUUACCACACACCUGUUUGUUUGUUAUGCUGUUGUUCCUGGAGUCUCACCGGAUUGUCUGGUUUCCCUUACAGGGCCCCCUCCCCCGGGAAUGCGCCCACCAAGGCCCUAGACUCAUCUUGGCCCUCCUCAGCUCCCUGCCUGUUUCCCGUAAGGCUGUACAUAGUCCUUUUAUUUCCUUGUGGCCUAUGAGACUGGUUUAUAAUAAACUCUCAAGAGAAUAUUGUAAAUGCACCUGAUGUAUCCAUUUGUAAGCAUCCUUUGAUAUAUUGGGUGCUUAAUAGAUCCAAAAGGGUUGCCUUGGAAAAAUUGGCCCUAAUCUUAGUUGCUUCCCUAUAAAAUACUACACCUUUGCAUCUGAUAUAUAGUCCCAUAAUAAGAGAUCUGCAAAAUUGGACUGAGACAUUUUCUCUCAUCAAACUCAAAACUUCAGCUCGUUGAAAUAAACAUUCAUAUGCUCUUGGUAA